GGAAGCCUCUGUAGGCAAAACCACUUCCUUUCCUCCUCCUCCUCCUCCUCCUGUUCCUUGGGAAAGCUAAGGGGGGAAUCUGGGACCAGCUCAAAUUGACUUUGAACCGGAACAUCCAGUUUUGCUCGUAAAAGAUCUGCUGGUCUGGAGACCAGGAGAAUUUUUAACGUGACUUCGCAAAGAACUUGUUGGCCUCGUGAGAAACUCAGCUCAGCGGCAAUGAAGGUAGCCUUGGAGCAAGGGCAUCUUCUGGACCCGUUUGGAGCAGCACUUCCACGCAGAGAGAAAAUGGACGCCGUGAGGAAAGGGGCAGCAAGAGGCCCUCGCUGUGUUGAGGCCGGGAGCAGUGGAGCAUUCUGGGAAAGAACCGCCCGGAGGAACCUGGCCAAGGAGAAGGGCAGCUCAGACACCGAGCGCCAACGCUUCAGGGCGUUCCGCUACCAGGAGGCCAAGCGGCCUCGGGAGGUUUGCAGCCAACUUCACAUCCUUUGCCGCCAGUGGCUCAAGCCGGAGCACCACACGACAACUCAGAUCCUGGACCUGGUGGUCCUCGAACAGUUUCUGGCUAUCCUGCCCCCGGAGAUGGAGAACUGGGUCAGAGAGAGUGGAGCAGAGACCAUUUCCCGGGCCGUGGCCCUGGCGGAAGGCUUCCUCCUGCGCCAGGAACAAGAGAAGAAGCCGGACGAGCAGCAGGUGCACGAGUCCUACCUGGAGGGUCUCGCUCAUUCCCCCAAGUCAGAGAACGAUCCGUCGAUCGCUUGCCAGAAAGCGCUCCUUGUGGGGGAAGUGAAGGAGGAGGCCGCAACUCAGCACACGGCACUGGGCAACGGAAUGACAUCGCUGAGACACCCCAAAACGUCUCCUCCUUGGGAUGGAGCGCAAACAGCGGUUGGCCAACCAGCUGAGGGUCCGGCGUCCUUUGAUGAGGUGGCUGUGGAUUUCGCUGAGGAGGAGUGGGCUCUGCCGGAUCUGGACCAAAAAGCCCUGUGCAGGGAAAUCACAGAGGAGGACUUUGGGGACUCUUUGGAUGAUGGGUGGGAUACUAAGGCUGAUGAAGGGCUGCAUGAGAAAAUCAAACUUCAGGAGAUGGAAGAGAACUUUGUGAAUCAGAAUGGACCUAAAGUUCAGGAGGGAAACCAAACAGAGAGGUGGAAAACUAAAUCCAUCACUUCCCAGGCUGGUAAUUUCCAUGAUAUUCCAAUUCAGCAAGAGAAACAGAAAGGAACGAGAAAGAAUGCGUGCUCAGCCUUUGGGAAAAGUUUCAGUCACAAGUCAGAUCUUAAUGUCCAUUGGAGAAUUCAAACAGAGGAGAAGCCAUAUAAAUGCCUGGAAUGCGGAAAGAACUUCAGCCAGAGUACACACCUUAGGUUACAUCAAAGAAUCCACACAGGGGAGAAACCAUAUAAAUGCUCUGUAUGUGGGAAAAGUUUUCACCGGAGCUUCAUCCUUACCGCCCAUCAAAGAAUGCACAAAGGAGAGAAACCCUAUAACUGUUCAGAGUGUAGCAAGAGCUUUUACGAUAGAUCACAUCUUAUUAGCCACCAAAGAACUCACACUGGGGAGAAGCCAUAUAAAUGCCUGGAGUGUGGAAAGAACUUCAGUCACAAGGUCAACCUUACCUCUCAUCAAAGGAUCCACACAGGAGAGAAGCCCUAUAACUGCUCAGAGUGUGGGAAAAGCUUUUGCGACAAACAGAACCUUCUCAGACACCAAAGAAUCCACACGGGAGAGAAACCGUACAAAUGCAUGGAGUGUGGAAAGAACUUCCGGCAACGUGCAACCCUUACUUCACAUCAGAGAGUCCACACAGGGGAGAGGCCGUACCAAUGCGCGGAGUGCGGAAAGAGCUUUUAUAGGAAAGCGGAUCUCAAUAGACAUGUAAGAACUCACAACGGGGUAGGGAGCCCCAUAAUUUCCUGGAGCGUUGAAAUGGCUUCAAAUGGCGUAUCAAUCUUAUGUCCCAACAGAGAAUUCUCACAGGACAACCAAUCUAUAACUUCUGACAUCAAGCAAGAACUGAACUGCUAAAUCAGCCCUUAUUAGUCCUCAAGGAAUU
Messenger RNA from Elgaria multicarinata webbii, 2056 nucleotides. RefSeq names its product zinc finger protein 436-like. The coding region runs from base 220 to 2028 and encodes 602 amino acids. The record is from RefSeq and is a predicted model, not a curated record. Lineage: Eukaryota; Metazoa; Chordata; Lepidosauria; Squamata; Anguidae. The transcript is spliced from 6 exons. Gene Ontology annotation, biological process: regulation of DNA-templated transcription.